UCAGACCUUGCCUACUUUGAAGACAGAACAGGGUUAUCGCGGCCAAUUAGUUAGUUAGCGGUAACUUAAGUUACCCGCUCCGCUUGGCCAACGAUUUAUUUUGAGCCAGAUGAAACAUCAUGACUGACUAGCGGAGUUGGAUUGCCAUGAAACCGACUUUGCCCACUGGUCUCAUGGAUGAAUCUGAUAAAGUAUUAAAUGAAAGGGACUCCCCCUAAUACCCUGUUGGUCCCUCUUUCUGAAAAUAUAUUCACUUUUUUCAUAAUAGAUACCGCACGAUGAGCCGUGAACACAGGGUCAACGAUAUAAGUUGCCUCGGAAUGCUUCACGGAGGGCUUCCGACUAGAGUUUCAUGAUGACAGGUAACCAUGAUUUCCAGGAUCAGAGACAAGAUACCAACUUAUUCCCUCGAAAGGCGAUAGAAAUCCAUCAAUGGUUCCUUUGCAUCUCAAGUCGGAGGAGGCGUCAAUGGUACAAACUCCUCGCUGGAAACCACAAGAAGGGUCAUGAAUCGACUACGCUUGGAUUGCACUUCUCUUUGGUUCAUGAAUACCAUGCAGCAGGAGGCCAUUGGCAUGAGCAUGCAUUUGGGAGCAACGAUGAGACUCCCCGUCACUAUCACAUUGAUGACCGCCAGGAGCUGAUGAAAGACGUCGACCCUUUGGGAAAUCCGGGGGCACGGUUACCACUGGCUGGCCCUUGGGUCAAAUGUAUGUGUAUCGACAGAGUUCUUGAGAUAGAGAGUGUUUAUUUCUUUCCAUUUUAUCCUAUCGAUAUGACUAUUGGGCCCAUCAUCCGACCAUCUGUGCAGAUGCAAUAUUAUAGCUGGGAAUGGUGUCAAGGAUUUCUAGUAUAGUAUAGCCAUUGCAGUUCAGGUGUGGGAAGAAGGGCUGAUAGCACCGCCGCCCAUUCAGCCCUUCCCCCGUCUGUCUUCCCCGCAGGUCGUAUUCUUGACGGAAAACAUGCAGCCAUGUGACGAAAUCAACCUGAAAGAGAUCCCCCGUGGUGUUUUCCAGUAGCGGGCCCGGUAUAUCGCGUUAUGUCUAAACCGUACAAGGUGCUCCGUAUAGAGGUUGUAGUCCAGCUAGUUUAUCCACCACGAAGCAAGAGACGAGAGAGAAGCUGGAUCGUUAUAUCCCCUUGGCAAUGGGCAGGAAGCAGCAUUGAGUAACUAU
This is a messenger RNA of Blastomyces gilchristii SLH14081, 1175 nucleotides long. RefSeq lists its product as uncharacterized. Bases 353 to 856 code for a protein of 167 amino acids. The transcript has 2 exons. The record is from RefSeq and is a predicted model, not a curated record. NCBI's taxonomy places the organism in Eukaryota, Fungi, Ascomycota, Eurotiomycetes, Onygenales, Ajellomycetaceae.